This is a messenger RNA of Racocetra persica, 1554 nucleotides long. Lineage: Eukaryota; Fungi; Glomeromycota; Glomeromycetes; Diversisporales; Gigasporaceae. The record is from the annotation of a GenBank genome assembly.
AUGUCUUCUCAAGAACGAUCAACAUCGCCAAUAUCAUUAGAAGACGAAGUCUCUUGGUUACCCCAAGAAAGUACUGUUUAUAGUCCUGUUUCAAAUAACGAAAUUAAUAAUGAAGCUAAUAAUGAACAUUUAUAUACCACGGAAUUUUUAAAUCACGAUCGAAAAAAAAGACGAAUGAUCAAAACAACUAAACCAUCAGCUUUUUCCACACCUAUCCAAAUAAACAGUUCAAGAACUAAUGCUAGUUAUACCCGUUUUUUUUUUGAAGAUAACAAGAAAGAUAAUCAAAUUAAAUACUGUAAAAUUUGUGUCAAAAAAUAUGAAGAGACCCGCACGAAGCCAUAUCCAUAUUCUAAAUCAGGUGGUAGCACGGGACAUUUAACAUACCAUCUUCGUGAAAGACAUAAUAUCACUGCGAAUAACUAUAAAGAACAUCUUGAUUCAUCUCAAGAACCAAUAGUAAAAGUGAAUCUAAUCACAAAUUAUAUUACCAAUUUACCUCCACUUUCAACUAAAAGACAAAAUGAACUUACUAAAGUUCUGAUAGAAUUUAUUGUAUUGGUUGAUGUUUUGAAACCUUUUGAAGAAAUAACAAGACAUUUCAGUGGCUCCAAAUAUCCUACCAUAAAUCUUAUAUAUCCUUACAUUUGUAUGUUAAAAAAUAAGUAUGCACCACGAGUUGAGAAUGGUGAAUCUUUUGAAAAGUGGAUAGCUCUUAUCUAUGGAUCUUUACCAGAAAACUCUAAACAAAUAUCAGAGAACCUUUCAGACGACGAUACAAGUAUUAGUAGUGGUGAUGAGGCCAACAUACCUGCAGCUGGAACUAGACAACAAUGGCAGUAUGCACAUCGGAGUAUACAUAGUCGAGGCCGAGGCCAAGGCUGUAGAAGUGGCAAACAUAAGAGACGCGUAAAAUCUGUUGCUGAAUUAGAUAACACAAAUAACAUAAAAUAUUUGCCUCCUACAAAGUGUGAAGGACUUUUAGAAAAAAUGUGCGCUGCGAUUUACUUAUCUCUUGACGAAUUGUGGAGUAUCCCUGAUGAAAUAGGAUUAAAAGCAUCUAUGUUAGAUUCAAGGGUGUUAAAAUUACUUCCAUUCGCUACUGAGGAUGAACGUAGAAAUACUAAAGCACAAAUUCGUGCAGAGUUAUCAAUAUUGGAAGCGCAAUUUAGACAGAACAAUGAUAAAAUAGAAGCUUGUAUUACUACAGAAGAAGAAGAAUACGAUUCGUUAAGUGCUGAAUUAUGGGGUUCACUUUCAACACCCACUCCACAGACCAUUACUGAAGAUGAGCUGACGAAGUAUUUGAAAGAGCAAAUUGCUCAUAAAACCCAAGAUCCUCUAAUAUGGUGGAAGGAACGACGUGCAAAUUUUCUACUGCUUUCCCAGCUUGCUCGCAAAUAUUUAGCCGUUCCUGCAAUAUCGGUUCCUUCUGAGCGUUUGUUCUCUGAUGCUGGUGCUCUUAUAUCCGCAAGAAGAACUCGCCUUGCACCAGAUUUAGUAAACAUGAUGUUAUUCUUAAAAAGAAAUUAUCCAUUUUUAGAAAAUAAAUAA